ACCUCGAAUAGUCUACCUAGAAACCCUCUUAGUAGACACAGAAGAUAUACUAUACCAUAAACCCAUUUUAUGUUCUGUUUGUGUCGUUGCAUUUAAAUUCCGCGUGGCUGUAUAUGGAGUUCAUAUAGUUGAUUAGCGUGAGCGCCUGAGUCAUCAAUGACAAUGCCAUCUUCAGUGUCUGCUGUCCAGACUAAAUACGUCUUCGAUAACGACGAAGAUGGAACCGUUCCUUCUUACCUUCCUACCGCGAUCGAUAAAUCCGACAAGAAGGGCACAUUCGAGUCAGAAGUAUCUACUGUUGUAGAUAUUGAACCAUAUGCAUUCUCUUCAGAUGCAUUGGCCGUUCCGGUUGGCUCAAGGGGUCCGUCGCCCGGACCUCCCCUGAAACCCUUUGAGGCGCGCCACUCGGGGCUUGGUGGAUGGUUUAUAUCAACCUGGCAAAAGAACAAAGCACCACUGCUGGUGUUCUCGGCACAGUUUUUCGGAGCGUUGAUGAACCUCACUGCCCGUCUACUGGAAGUCGAUGAAAAACCUAUGCAUCCUAUACAAUUGCUCUUUGUAAGACAGGUGAUGACGACCAUAUUCUCAUCGAUAUAUAUCUGGCGAAAGAGGAUACCACACGGAAUAUUAGGGCCUAAAGAUGUUAGGUGGCUGUUGGUGUUGAGAGGCUUCACCGGUUUCUUCGGUAUAUAUGGUAUGUGGUACUCGGUCAAGUAUAUACCAUUGGCCGAAGCAACCGUCAUCAGCUUUCUAGCACCAAAUCUUGCUGGCUAUAUGUGUCAUAUAUUGAUUCAUGACUCCUUCACGCGGAGGGAACAACUUGCGUCAUUCAUAGCCCUGGGAGGUGUGGUGCUCAUCACGCGGCCGUUAUCUCUCUUUUCUGGUGCUUCACCCCCACAGACUGCCCCGAGCAUUAUAGCGGCGGAGGCUGUUUUUAAUGCCACAGCAGAAGAAGUCUCGUACCCUGGCGGAGGACAUAUUCCAACAAGUGCUGAGCGCUUAAAAGCUAUCGGGGUUGCGCUCCUUGGUGUGCUCGGGGCGUCUGGAGCUAUUACAUCGCUUAGGUGUAUAGGGAAGCGGGCUCAUCCUCUGGUCUCAGUCAAUUAUUUUGGCACAUGGUGCGUGCUUGUAACGACGACUAUACUUUCAGUGGCCCCUGCUCUCGAUUAUGCGCAGCCGGAGCUACGUCUCGAAUUGCCAGACACUAUACGGCAAUGGGGUCUCCUCUUCGUUGUCGGAGCUUCAGGAUUAAUCAUGCAAAUGCUCAUGACAUCCGGUUUAGCUGUUGAGAAAAGCAACCGCGCCACUGCAAUGAUGUAUACACAUAUGCUCUUUGCGGCGGGAUUUGACCGUUGGGUAUUUGGCCACAGGAUGGGUUGGAUGAGUCUUACAGGGUGUGGACUUAUUGUGGGUAGCGCACUUUGGGCUGCUCUAACAAAGAGGGAAGAGAAGAAGAGUGACAACGGUGAUACGGAAAUAGGAAUUGUGCCUAUUGUGGUAUCUGGGGAUAACGAGAGUGUGUUCACGAUUGACGAUGAGACGGAUACGGACGAAGAGGGCGUUAUGCUUAGACGGAUGUGAGAUAACAGGUUCGUAUAUACGUUAGGUAGAAGGGUGUGAUAUAAAUGGCCCCUGAUAGAUGAAUACCUGUGACUGAGAUUUUGUAGACAUGAAAUUGAAGGUUGAAGAAGUAUUUGAAUGAUAUUUCAAUCA
Annulohypoxylon maeteangense is the source of this 1713-nucleotide messenger RNA. RefSeq lists its product as uncharacterized. Lineage: Eukaryota; Fungi; Ascomycota; Sordariomycetes; Xylariales; Hypoxylaceae. The coding region runs from base 157 to 1581 and encodes 474 amino acids. Gene Ontology annotation, cellular component: membrane. The transcript has a single exon. The record is from RefSeq and is a predicted model, not a curated record.